Molecule: messenger RNA, 2346 nt
Organism: Trichoplusia ni (cabbage looper)
Lineage: Eukaryota; Metazoa; Arthropoda; Insecta; Lepidoptera; Noctuidae
Product: basic juvenile hormone-suppressible protein 1
Exons: 5
Coding region: 32-2287 (751 amino acids)
Source: RefSeq, a predicted model, not a curated record
GGACAGGCACAGUCGUGGUGUGGCAGCAAACAUGAGGGUACUAGUUCUUGUGGCCUCACUGGCCCUGGCCGCGGCCUCCGUGGUCAAAGAUGACACCACCGUGGUCAUCGGGAAAGACAACAUGGUGACUAUGGAUAUCAAAAUGAAGGAGCUUUGCAUCCUGAAGCUCCUGAACCACAUCCUGCAGCCGACCAUGUACGAUGACAUCAGGGAGGUGGCCCGCGAGUGGGUCAUCGAGGAGAACAUGGACAAAUACCUGAAAACCGACGUGGUAAAGAAGUUCAUCGACACCUUUAAGAUGGGCAUGCUUCCACGCGGCGAGGUGUUCGUCCACACCAACGAGCUGCACUUGGAACAGGCCGUCAAGGUCUUUAAGAUCAUGUACUUCGCCAAGGACUUCGACGUGUUCAUCAGGACUGCUUGCUGGCUGAGAGAGCGCAUCAACGGAGGCAUGUUUGUUUAUGCCCUCACCGCGUGCGUGUUCCACAGGACGGACUGCCGCGGCAUCACCCUGCCCGCGCCCUACGAAAUCUACCCCUACGUAUUCGUCGACAGCCACAUCAUCAACAAGGCUUUCAUGAUGAAGAUGACCAAGGCGGCCAGAGACCCCGUCAUGCUGGACUACUACGGCAUCAAGGUGACCGACAAGAACCUGGUCGUCAUCGACUGGCGCAAGGGAGUCAGACGCACUCUCACCGAGCACGACCGCAUCUCUUACUUCACUGAAGAUAUCGACCUCAACACCUACAUGUACUACCUGCACAUGAGCUACCCCUUCUGGAUGACCGAUGACAUGUACACCGUCAACAAGGAACGUCGCGGAGAAAUCAUGGCGUACGCGUACACGCAGCUGCUGGCUAGGCUCAGGCUGGAGCGUCUCAGCCACGAGAUGUGCGACAUCAAGUCUAUCAUGUGGAACGAGCCCCUCAAGACCGGCUACUGGCCCAAGAUCCGCCUGCACACUGGAGACGAGAUGCCCGUGCGCAGCAACAACAAGAUCAUCGUGACUAAGGAGAACGUUAAGGUCAAGCGUAUGUUAGACGACGUCGAGAGAAUGCUCCGCGAUGGUAUCCUUACUGGCAAGAUUGAACGCCGUGACGGAACAAUCAUCAACCUGAAGAAGGCUGAGGAUGUCGAGCACCUGGCCAGGCUUCUGCUGGGAGGUAUGGGACUCGUUGGCGACGACGCCAAGUUCAUGCACAUGAUGCAUCUGAUGAAGAGACUGCUUUCUUACAACGUGUACAACUUUGACAAAUACACAUACGUGCCUACCGCCUUGGACUUGUACUCCACCUGCCUGCGCGACCCUGUCUUCUGGAGGCUGAUGAAGCGCGUCACUGACACCUUCUUCCUCUUCAAGAAAAUGCUGCCUAAGUACACCCGCGAGGACUUCGACUUCCCCGGUGUUAAAAUCGAGAAGUUCACCACCGACAAACUCACCACCUUCAUCGAUGAAUACGACAUGGACAUCACCAACGCCAUGUUCCUUGACGAGGUUGAGAUGAAGAAGAAGCGCUCUGACAUGACCAUGGUUGCCCGCAUGCGCCGCCUCAACCACCACCCCUUCAAGGUCACCGUUGAUGUCACCUCCGACAAGACUGUCGACUGUGUUGUCCGCAUCUUCAUCGGUCCCAAAUACGACUGCCUCGGCCGCCUCAUGAGCGUCAACGACAAACGCAUGGACAUGAUUGAAAUGGACACCUUCUUGUACAAACUGGAGACUGGAAAGAACACCAUCGUCCGCAACUCCCUGGAGAUGCACGGUGUCAUCGAGCAGAGGCCAUGGACCCGCCGCAUUCUGGACAACAUGAUCGGCACAGUCGGAACUAUCAGCAAGACCGUCGACGUUGAGAGCUGGUGGUACAAGAGCCGCAUCGGCUUCCCGCACAGGCUGCUCCUGCCCCUAGGUCGCCGCGGUGGCAUGCCCAUGCAGAUGUUCGUCAUCGUCACCCCCGUCAAGACCAACCUGCUACUCCCCAACCUGGACAUGAACAUCAUGAAGGAACGCAAGACUUGUCGCUGGAGCGUCUGUUUCGACACGAUGCCGCUCGGCUUCCCCUUCGACAGGAAGAUCGAUAUGACUCACUUCUUCACUCGUAACAUGAAGUUCACCGAUGUGAUGAUCUUCAGGAAGGACCUGUCGCUGUCCAACACCAUUAAGGACGUAGACAUGUCCGACAUGAUGAUGAAGAAGGACGACCUCACCUACCUGGACAGCGACAUGCUCGUGCGCUGGUCCUACAAGGACGUCAUGAUGAUGAGCAAAGACGAUAUGAUGAGGAUGUAAGUUAGCCGCUAGACGUUGUCCGACAAUUAUAUAUAAUAAAUAGCACUAUAUAAAUGUAA